Molecule: messenger RNA, 1902 nt
Organism: Dentiscutata heterogama
Lineage: Eukaryota; Fungi; Glomeromycota; Glomeromycetes; Diversisporales; Gigasporaceae
Source: the annotation of a GenBank genome assembly
AUGGAAAUUAGUCUUUUUCCUAAUUCACGUCCAACCAAACUUCCCGAUGAUGUAAAACGAAUUAAGGUCAAUAUUAUUAGUGAUGAAAAAACAUCAUCCUACAUUAUGGAUGAUUUAGAUAAAGAUAAAACAUUAGGGGAAAUACGAAAAAUUUUGUCAUCAACUGAAGAUGUCUUAAUGGGUUGGCAGAAUGCAGUUUUUCGUAACAAGUUAAAGAGAAAAAUUCCUCUUAGUCAAGAGGAUAAAUACAAAUUGGAAGAUAUUUUAGUAUCAGAGGAAGAUAAUUAUACUCUAACUAUAGAGUUAAACCAAUUACCAAGCUUCCCAAAUAUUAAACGAAAACAUAAUAUAGAAAUAGGCUAUAAGAAGCAUAAUAAUGGUUCUCUAAUUGAAGCAAACCGAUAUGCAUUUUUUAUAAAAAAUUCGCAUCUGAUGAGUAUCACUCUUAAUAGUAAUUUUCAAUCUAUUUGUAAAAAAACAUCCAAGAACUUCGAUGAAUUAUGGAUUAAAAGUUUUGAAGAAGGUUAUGAUUUUUUGGAUGAUGAAAAUGAGGAAUUAGCAUUAAAUGAAUGCACAAUUAAGUAUUGCGAAAAGGGUUCAAUUAUAUUAUCACGUAAAGAUUUAGAGGCGACAAGAGAAUAUAUUAAAGUUAUUGAAGAUGCAUUGGACGAUAAUCUAACUGACAUACAAAAAGUAGAAGCUUUAGUUAAAGCUGGAGAAAUCUACGGGUUCUUCUGGUUGCAAGAAAUUAAACUUGGUGGAAAAUUCAUGCAAGUGGUCAAUGAAAACGGAGAAACACGAAAUAAAACUGUUGGAGGUGAUCAUGCAAAACAUCAAAGCACAUCCGAUUGGCUUAAGAGCCUGGAAUCUUAUAAUGAAUGGGAAAUUAUUGGUUAUGGACUUAAAUUAUCGCUUUAUUCAUUGCUACCUGAAGAUUUACAAUUGAAAAUAAAACAUUUAAAUGGAAUAAAAGUACUCUAUUCUAAUGUCUAUAAUGUUAGAAUGAUAAGAGGUUAUAAUUUAAGUUUGCCUGUUGUCGAACCAAUUCCAGUGCCACCACAUAUUUCAACUCUAGGAGACUGUAAAAUAUUCGCUACAAUUUUUAACAGGGAAGACAGAAAGCCAUAUAAAAAUGUCUUUUCAAUUCGCAUUGAUUACCUAAAUGAAGAGACUCCAUUUUUUGUAAUUCACCGUAUUGGGAAAAUCCCUCACAAUCUCCCACAAAUAGAUCUCUUAAUACCCUGGAUGAUUGUCGGAUAUGAGAAUAAUCUUCCAUUAAAACCAUUUUUAGAUAAAUCACUUAUAAGUUAUCUUAUAACUAAAAAUCCAAUUGAAAAGGCAGAUGAUACAACCAUUGUACUUGAACGAUCUAUUCCACAUAACCAUUGCUGGAUAACUACUAUUACUUUAAAUUGCAGGAAAAACGAUCAAUAUCAAUUUGCCCGAUCAAGAGCUCUGAUCAACUGUCACCUUCAAUCUAAUGAUAGAAUGGUGAUAAAUUUGUGUUAUAAUGUACAUAAUAAUGAGAAUAAUGACGAUAAUCCAUUAAAAUUCGGAAUUAAUUGCACUAUGUUUAGUGAAACUGAUACUGGUGGAUUAAUUCCUGUUAUUGUUGAAGGACCAACUAAGCAACCUUGGAGAAAUAGAAGAAAUAGAAGAUUUUUAGUUAAUGAUCGUAGUCUGUUUACUGGUAAAUGGAUAGUUGCUAAUAAUAAUUUUCGGUUACCUGAAGAAGAUAACCUCGUUUUUUCAAGUCUUUUAAGUCCAGAUGAUCCCGGACAAGGAUGUAAUAAUUUAUUCUUAAACGUUAAUCCAAAAUAUCCGAUAAUCAAGUCUUUAAACAAUAUAAAUUCUAAUCCAAAUUGUUUGAUCUCUUUCAUUAUAUUGAGAGAACCAAUGUAA